Messenger RNA from Pseudoliparis swirei, 2499 nucleotides. RefSeq names its product potassium voltage-gated channel, Shab-related subfamily, member 1 (gene kcnb1). Gene Ontology annotation, biological process: potassium ion transmembrane transport; protein homooligomerization. The transcript has 2 exons. Gene Ontology annotation, cellular component: membrane; voltage-gated potassium channel complex. Gene Ontology annotation, molecular function: protein binding; delayed rectifier potassium channel activity. The record is from RefSeq and is a predicted model, not a curated record. The coding region runs from base 1 to 2499 and encodes 832 amino acids. NCBI's taxonomy places the organism in Eukaryota, Metazoa, Chordata, Actinopteri, Perciformes, Liparidae.
AUGGAGAAAUCCUUGCCAGAGUUAAAUAAAGCCAGCUCCCACUCAACAUCAUCGCUGCCACCUGAAACGGUGGACAUCGUUCGCAGCAAGUCAUGUUUCCGAAGAGUCCGGCUGAAUGUUGGGGGUCUCCCACAUGAGGUUUUGUGGCGAACAUUAGAUAGGCAACCACGAACACGUUUGGGAAAGUUAAGAGAUUGCAACAUCCAUGAAUCUCUGAUGGAAGUGUGUGAUGACUAUAACCUCGAGGAGAAUGAGUACUUUUUUGAUCGACAUCCAGGGGCGUUUACGUCAAUUCUGAACUUCUACCGCACGGGUAAGCUGCACAUGAUGGAAGAAAUGUGCGCCCUGUCGUUCAGUCAAGAACUCGACUACUGGGGCAUUGACGAAAUCUACCUGGAGUCGUGUUGCCAGGCGAGGUACCACCAGAAGAAGGAGCAAAUGAAUGAGGAGCUCAAACGAGAGGCCGACAUAAUGGACAGAGAGGGAGAAGAAUUUGACAACAUUUGCUGUGCUGAAAAACGAAAAAAGCUUUGGGACCUCUUGGAAAAGCCCAGCUCAUCUGUUGCAGCAAAGCUCCUGGCCAUUAUCUCCAUCCUCUUCAUUUUGCUUUCCACAAUUGCCUUGUCUCUGAACACCCUCCCAGAGCUGCAGGACACGGAUGAGUUUGGCCAGUCUUCAGACAACCCACAACUGGCGCAUGUGGAAGCUGUGUGUAUUGCCUGGUUUACCAUGGAGUAUCUGCUUCGCUUCGUCUCCUCCCCCAACAAGUGGAAGUUCUUUAAGGGUCCUCUGAAUGUCAUUGACCUGUUGGCCAUCCUGCCAUAUUAUGUCACCAUCUUCUUGACAGAAUCCAACAGGAGUGUACUGCAAUUUCAGAACGUCCGCCGCGUGAUUCAGAUCUUUCGGAUCAUGCGUAUCCUACGUAUUCUGAAGCUGGCUCGUCACUCCACAGGUCUUCAGUCUCUAGGCUUCACUCUUAAGAGGAGUUACAAUGAGCUGGGCCUGCUUAUUCUAUUCCUGGCCAUGGGCAUCAUGAUCUUCUCCAGUCUGGUGUUCUUUGCUGAAAAGGAUGAGGAGGAUACAAAGUUUAAAAGCAUCCCAGCUUCUUUCUGGUGGGCUACUAUUACUAUGACCACAGUAGGUUAUGGAGAUAUUUAUCCAAAAACUCUACUGGGAAAGAUAGUGGGGGGUUUAUGCUGCAUAGCUGGAGUGCUUGUGAUUGCUCUACCAAUUCCUAUUAUUGUAAAUAACUUCUCUGAAUUCUACAAAGAGCAGAAGCGGCAGGAAAAAACACUUAAACGAAGAGAGGCCCUAGAGAGGGCAAAGAAAAAUGGUAGCAUUGUCUCGAUGAACUUGAGAGAAGCAUUUGCUCGUAGUGCAGAACUGAUGGAUGUGGUGGUAGAGAAGAGUGAGAGGCCUCAUGAAAACCAUCUCUCUCCAAGCCAUUGGAAAUGGACACCCAAGAGAGCUGCAUCAGAGACAAGCUCAAACCAUUCCUUCAAUGCCCAGGAGCUAGGCUCUCCCAACAAGUCCCGAGCCACCAGUCCCCAAAGGCUAAAUGUUCAGAAGCUUGAGGAGAUGUACAACCAGAUGGCCAAGACACAAUCCCAGCCAAACCUCAAUGCUAAAGAUAGGGGCUCCAAAAUUGGCCAACAGAGAGAUGAGAUAGAGCUAGGGGCCAUCCAAGAUCACAGGCCACCUGUGAUAGGAGCCAGAGAAGGAGUGGGCGACAUGAAAAGCUUGUCCAGCAUAGACAGCUACAUCAGUUGUGCUACAGACUUCCAGGAGAAUCCACGCUACCCUCAUAGUCAGGCAAUGGAACGUGCUCUCCAGGAAAGCAACCGGUUCUCCCACAGUCCGGCUACAGCUUUCUCCCAGCACGGCAGUACAAAAUCAGGCCAAAAAAACAUCGGGGAGCGUGAGCCUAUUCUGACUCCUGUGUCUAUCACAAAGCCCUCAUGCACGGAGAAUAAACGGAGAUUCUUCUUUUCUGGCAACUCCUCAAAAAGUCAUACCCCCAAAGUAGGCUGUCACGGUGAGGGGGGACCAGGCCUGUCCCCUCUCUCAGACAGCUCAUUCAUGUCAGACCACUCUCUAUUAAGCCCUGACGUCUCUGUCUACACCACUGCCAGCAGCAGAACUCCACCAAAGUCCCCAGAGAGCACUACCCUGGCCGCAACUGUCUUCACCUUUCACGACUCCUCCAUCAGCAAAUACAUCGACGCUGAUACAGAUGAUGACGAGCACCUUCGCGACCUCUCUGAUAUCAGUCCCUCAGAGUGUCUUUUGGCUGGUUCAAGCCCAAAACGGAGCAUCGGCACCAAUUAUCAGAAAGGUUACAACCAUUUAGAAGCAGCACAUAAUAUGCUUGGCCAGAACUGUCUAUUCCCCAUGGAAGGGAUUCGUGGAGUGGCUCAUGAGAAUAAUGUAGGACCCGACAUGACACGAAGACCAAAGGUUGAUAGAGGCCGUCAAAAUACUUUGGAUAAAAGCCUCUGA